AUGAAUGACAAGCUCGUGGAAACUGUCCAUGCGGUCGGAGCUAUGUUCUGCAAGACCCACCGCAGAAGAACACAAAAACUCUCCGAUCACACUCUUAAUCUCAUGGCUGUUAGACGGGAGAUGAGGCUGCAAUCGUCAACAGAUUUGACAGCAUACAGGCAACUGAACAGACAGAUCUUCAAAUGCAUGCGGCAAGACUUACGCAACUUUAAUACUGCUCGUAUUAAAGAAGCGAUCGAGCGGAACCAGGGCUCCAAAGUCUUUGCCAGAGAUCUGUCUGCCAGAAAGAGCCAACUGUCAAAGCUGAAGACUGAAUGUGGCAGCAUCGUUUCCGGGACACCUGAGAUGUUGAGUGAGAUUGAGAGGUUCUAUGGGCAUCUGUACACAUCAUCGUUGGAGCCACACGCAAGUCACCUUAAAAACGGCAGGGCCCCAGGCGAGGAUGGAAUUACAGCGGAGCUUCUGAAAGCGGGUGGAACACCGGUUGCAGUCCUUCAGAAGCUCUUCAAUUCCGUCCUCCAUGGUGGCACUACUCCAGAGGCGUGGAGCAGAAGUGCGGUGGUCUUGUUCUUUAAGAAAGGCGACAACGCUCUCUUGAAGAACUACAGACCGAUUUCCCUUCUGAGCCGCGUCUACGUGCUGUUUUCGAGAGUCAUUACGAAUCGUCUCGCACGCAGACUCGACGACUUCCAGCCUCCCGAACAAGCCGGUUUCCGAAAAGGCUUCAGUACCAUAGACCACAUACAUACCCUGCGGCAGAUUGUACAGAAGACUGAAGAGUACAAUUUGCCACUUUGCCUGGCGUAUGUGGACUAUGAGAAAGCCUUUGAUUCCGUCGAAAUUUGGGCGGUGCUGCAGUCCCUUCAGCGGUGCCAAGUUGACUGUCGGUAUAUCGAAGUGCUGAAGUGUUUGUACAGUAGGGCUACGAUGGCUAUCCGAGUACAGAACCAGAGCUCGAAACCUAUCCAACUGCAGAGAGGUGUAAGACAGGGUGACGUUAUAUCCCCCGAAACUCUUCACCGCUGCUUUGGAAGACGUUUUCAAGCUACUGGACUGGAAAGGAUACGGUAUUAA
Messenger RNA from Parnassius apollo (apollo), 1074 nucleotides. The record is from the annotation of a GenBank genome assembly. Lineage: Eukaryota; Metazoa; Arthropoda; Insecta; Lepidoptera; Papilionidae.